Molecule: messenger RNA, 1101 nt
Organism: Iphiclides podalirius (scarce swallowtail)
Lineage: Eukaryota; Metazoa; Arthropoda; Insecta; Lepidoptera; Papilionidae
Source: the annotation of a GenBank genome assembly
AUGCUUACACCCGUAGGUUCUGGUGCUUAUGGCCAAGUAUGUUCUGCUAUAGAUACACUACAUAAUAUGAAAGUUGCCAUCAAAAAGUUGGCAAGACCUUUUCAAUCUGCAGUUCAUGCAAAAAGAUCUUAUCGUGAACUUCGUUUAUUAAAGCACAUGAAUCAUGAAAAUGUUAUAGGCCUACUGGAUGUAUUCAGUCCUGAAAAGAAUCUUGAAGAAUUUCAACAAGUUUAUCUGGUGACACAUUUGAUGGGUGCAGAUUUAAAUAACAUUGUCCGCACCCAGAAAUUAUCAGAUGACCAUGUCCAGUUCCUUGUUUAUCAGAUACUUCGGGGCCUGAAGUAUAUACAUUCUGCUGGCAUUAUUCACAGGGAUCUGAAACCUUCAAACAUUGCAGUUAAUGAGGACUGUGAAUUAAAAAUUCUUGAUUUUGGCUUAGCAAGGCCCACUGAAACAGAAAUGACUGGUUAUGUAGCCACAAGAUGGUACAGAGCUCCUGAAAUUAUGCUAAAUUGGAUGCAUUAUAACCAGACAGUUGAUAUUUGGUCAGUUGGUUGUAUCAUGGCUGAACUUUUAACUAGCAGGACAUUAUUCCCAGGAUCUGACCAUAUUCAUCAAUUGAACUUAAUCAUGGAGGUGCUUGGAACACCGAGUCAGGAAUUUAUGCAGAAAAUUUCAUCUGAGUCAGUAAAUAUUGACCAUCUCACAAGGAUAUUAUUUUUAUGCGGCAAACCUGACCAAGAAACUAUUGACAAAAUAACAAGUGAAGAGGCGCGGAACUACAUCCAAUCGCUGCCGACGUUGAAGCGGCGCGACUUCCGGGAGGUGUUCCGCGGCGCGAAUCCCCUCGCAAUUAAUCUCCUCGAGCUGAUGCUGGAGCUAGACGCCGAUAAACGUAUCACCGCUGAGCAGGCGUUAGCUCACGAAUAUCUCGCGCAGUACGCGGAUCCAACUGACGAGCCUGUCUCCGCGCCGUACGACCAGAGCUUCGAGGACAUGGACUUGCCAGUCGACAAGUGGAAGGAACUAGUAUGGAAAGAAGUUGUGGAGUUCAAGCCCCAUCCGCAGCACAUGAGCACAGUAGUGGAAGUGAAUCCCUCG